UUUCUUUUGCAAAUCAAAUUCCUUCCAACGAUGGAGAAAGGCAAAGCGAUGGAGCUUGCUUUGCUCCUUGCCCUAACUCUCAUGCUUAGCGUCAGCCCAACAACUUCAGUGGCCGAAGAGCAUGGCAACAACAACAACAACUUACUCACUUACAUUGUUCACGUCAAAAAGCCCGAGGGCGCAGUUUUUCUUCAAUCACAAGAGUUACACGACUGGUACCACUCGUUCCUUCCAACACCCUCCCACAAGGAACGAGUGCUUUUCUCUUACCGCAACGUGGCUUCUGGAUUUGCCGUGAAGCUAACCCCAGAAGAGGCCAAAGCUCUUCAAGACAAGGAGGAGAUUGUGUCAGCUCGUCCCGAAAGAACCCUUUCUCUGCACACAACACACACUCCUUCAUUCCUUGGUCUUCGACAAGGAGUAGGAUUGUGGAAUAGCUCCAACCUUGGAAAAGGUGUCAUCAUUGGAGUUAUAGACACAGGUAUAUACCCCUUCCAUCCAUCAUUCAACGAUGAAGGGAUGCCACCUCCUCCAGCGAAGUGGAAAGGACACUGCGAAUUCACAGGGGAAAGAACAUGCAACAACAAACUCAUCGGUGCGAGGAAUUUACUCAAAAGCGCCAAUGAAGAGCCUCCAUUUGAAAACUUCUUCCAUGGAACCCACACUGCUGCAGAAGCCGCAGGAAGAUUUGUAGCGAACGCUAGCGUUUUCGGCAACGCUCUGGGUACUGCGGCUGGCAUGGCACCCGAUGCACACGUAGCAAUGUACAAAGUGUGCAACGACAAAGUUGGAUGCACUGAAAGUGCCAUCUUGGCCGCAAUGGACAUAGCCAUUGACGAUGGCGUCGAUGUUCUUUCUCUCUCCCUUGGUUUAGGCUCUCUCCCGUUCUCCGAAGACCCUAUCGCGAUUGGCGCGUUCGCUGCCGUUCAGAACGGAGUUUUCGUUAGUUGCUCAGCCGCGAAUGCUGGCCCUGACUACAGCACUCUUUCAAACGAAGCACCAUGGAUCCUCACCGUCGGUGCAAGCACCAUUGACAGAAAAAUAGUAGCGUCAGCAGUGCUUGGAAACGGUUUAGAAUUCGAAGGGGAAUCUUUGAACCAACCCAAAGACUUUUCACAAAGUUUGUUGCCACUUGUGUAUGCAGGUCAAAACGGAAACAAAUCUUCUGCCUUUUGUGCACCAAGAUCCUUAAAGAACAUUGAUGUGAAGGGAAAAGUGGUGGUGUGCGACAUAGGUGGAAACAUUCCAAGUGUCAGCAAAGCAGAAGAAGUUUUCAACGCUGGUGGUGCAGCCAUAAUCCUCGCCAACCCUCAAUCCUUUGGCUUCAGCACUUUCGCUACUGCUUAUGUUUUACCGGCGGUGGAGGUUAGUUACACUGCAGGGCUAGCCAUAAAAGCUUACAUAAACUCAACCUACUCACCAACCGCAACAAUCAAAUUCAAAGGAACCGUGAUUGGUGAUCCACUUGCUCCAGCAGUUGUUUUCUUUUCUUCAAGAGGGCCAAGCCAGGAGAGUCCCGGGAUUCUGAAACCCGACAUCAUUGGACCCGGAGUGAACAUCCUAGCUGCAUGGGCCCUGUCCGUAGACAACAAAAUCCCAGCGUAUAACAUUGUUUCGGGAACCUCAAUGUCUUGUCCACACCUUAGUGGCAUUGCUGCAUUGCUCAAGAGUGCACACCCUGAUUGGUCCCCCGCGGCUAUAAAGUCAGCGAUCAUGACCACUGCCUACACGGUCAACCUUGGAGGUCAACCCAUAUUGGACCAAAGGCUUCAAAUUGCUGACAUUUUUGCAACUGGUGCAGGCCAUGUUAACCCUAAUAAGGCAAAUGAUCCAGGGCUUGUCUAUGACAUUCAGCCAGAUGAUUACAUUCCUUAUUUGUGUGGUUUGGGUUAUGGGGACAGAGAAAUUGGAAUUCUUGUGCAGAGGAGAGUGAGGUGCUCCGAUGUACAUGCCAUACCGGAAGCGCAACUCAAUUACCCUUCGUUUUCUAUUCUGUUGGGGUCUACUUCACAGUACUACACCAGAACGUUGACCAAUGUUGGACCUGCUGAGUCAACUUACGUCGUGGAUCUUGAUGUGCCUUUGGCCUUGGGUAUGAGCGUGAACCCUAGUCAGAUAACAUUCACUGAGGUGAACCAGAAGGUUACAUUCUCUGUGGAGUUUAUCCCACAGAUAAAGGAAAAUAGAGGCAACAAUAGCUUCGCUCAGGGUUCUCUCACCUGGGUUAGGGUGUCUGACAAACACGCUGUUAGGAUCCCCAUAUCUGUUAUUUUCAAGUGAUGCAUGCGCAUGAGGGUGAGGUGAUGAUGCUCAAUGCUCAAUGCUCAAUGCUCAUGAAGAAAUAAAGAAGGGAAUGAAAUUAAUGUCUGCCAAGACGUACGUUCCCUAGCUAUCUAGUACAACUUCAUUAAUUUGUUAACAAAUGAUUUUGUUGUGUUAAGAUAAUCGCACGUGGUUUGAAAUGUACCAGCACUUCUUAUUUAUUUUUUAAUAUGAUGUUUUUUCUAUAUGAUGACCUUAUGUAUUUUUACGAUAGACAGUUUGUG
Cajanus cajan (pigeon pea) is the source of this 2546-nucleotide messenger RNA. Its product is annotated as subtilisin-like protease. Gene Ontology annotation, biological process: proteolysis. NCBI's taxonomy places the organism in Eukaryota, Viridiplantae, Streptophyta, Magnoliopsida, Fabales, Fabaceae. Gene Ontology annotation, molecular function: serine-type endopeptidase activity. The record is from RefSeq and is a predicted model, not a curated record.